Molecule: messenger RNA, 1554 nt
Organism: Lathyrus oleraceus (garden pea)
Lineage: Eukaryota; Viridiplantae; Streptophyta; Magnoliopsida; Fabales; Fabaceae
Product: F-box/kelch-repeat protein At3g23880
Exons: 3
Coding region: 1-1554 (517 amino acids)
Molecular function (GO): protein binding
Source: RefSeq, a predicted model, not a curated record
AUGGCGGCUGAGGAUGAAAUUUUGGAGGUUGAUAGUCAGAUUGAGGUGGAAGGAUUGAUGAUUGUAGAAGACAAAAAAACGAUUCAUCGCCCAUGGAAAAUAGGAGUGAUUGUCAAGUUUUUGGGGAGGAAGAUUGGUUACAAGGCACUUGAGACGAGACUACGACAAAUGUGGAUGAAGAAAGGUAUCAUUGAUAUGAGCAAUGAUUAUUACCUAAUAGAGUUUUCGCACGAGGAUGAUAAACUGGUAGCAAUGGAAAACGAUCCUUGGUUCAUAUACGACCAUUAUCUUACGGUCAAGGAUCGGUGUCCAAACUUUCAUCCGGAGAAGGAUUCCAUUGAUGAAAUAGCAGUAUGGAUCCGAAUUGCACGAUUACCAAUAGAGUAUUACGAUGCAAGAGUUCUGACUUCCAUUGGUAAUCAGAUUCGUUCAUCUCUGAUGGAAACAAGUUCAACUAAGAGGCAGCAAUUGGAAAUCCUAACAUCCACUUCACUGCCUACACUUCCAUUUGAUCUUGUUGCACAUAUUUUCUCUACACUUCCAGUCAAGCUCCUUCUUCAACUUCGCUGUCUCUCCAAGUCUUUCAAUUCUCUGAUAUCUCAUUCCAAUUUUGCAAAGGAACAUCUUAAUUCAUCAAUCAACCGCCACCACCUUAUGCUAACCUCUACAAACGAUUUAACUGAAUUACUUCUCUUUCAUUCCCCAAUCUCUUCUAUUCUUUCAAUUUCUACCCUUACGCAAACACAACUCAAUUAUCCUAUUACUCCCAAAAAUUUCAAACACGGUCCUCCUUUCGGUUUCUCCUCUUGUGACGGCAUCCUUUGUUUUUCCAUUGAUGAAUCUUCUGCUGUUUUGUGGAACCCCUCCAUUAGAAAAUUUAAGUUAUUGCCUCCUUUGAAAAGUUCCAAGAAAACAUUUUCGUUUUCUAUGUAUAGCUUUGGGUAUUAUCAUUUGCGUAAUAGUUAUAAGACUAUUGCACUCUCAUUCUGUGUUGAAAACAAAACCGAAGUUAGUGUUAAUACUAUGGGUACAGAUUGCUGGAGAAGGUUAAAGGACUUUCCAUGUUAUGGCUACAUUUAUGGAUCCGGAGUAUUCCUGAGAGAUACUGUUCAUUGGUUAACACAUGCUUUCGGUAGUAGUUCCUUGUGUGCCAUUGUUUUUCUUGAUUUGGAGAAGGAGUCGUAUAGAAAGCUUUACAUGUAUGAUUUGAAGCAGUUCAAAUGCAACUUGGGGGUGGUUAGGGAUUGCUUAUGCAUAUCUGAAUGGAAUGAUACGUUUUUCAACGUUUGGAUCAUGAAGGAAUAUGAAAAUAAAGAAUCUUGGACUAAAUUGUACAACAUUCCGUAUAUGAAAGAUCAUGUUUUGUGUUCCUAUAACAAUGUUUUAUAUGUUUCAGAAGAUGACCAACUGCUCAUGCAAUUUUAUGAGGUGGGAAGUAAGAAAUUAAAGUUGGUUAUUUAUGAUCCAAAAAAUGCUACUUGGAAGAUUCCUGAGAUUCAAAACUUCAGAUAUUCAAAAGUCUACGUUGAAAGUUUGAUAUCGCCUUGUUCUUAA